Molecule: messenger RNA, 357 nt
Organism: Entrophospora candida
Lineage: Eukaryota; Fungi; Glomeromycota; Glomeromycetes; Entrophosporales; Entrophosporaceae
Source: the annotation of a GenBank genome assembly
AUGAACCCAAUAAUCUGUCUUAAUGUGGAAACACCUAAUAUCAUAAAUAUAACAGUGUACAAGAAUUUUUUAGUUCCUCCCAACAUCGAAGUUAAAGAUUCCUCAAAUAAUCCAAAUGUCAACAAAUUGGUUGAGGCCAAUAAAAUAUUUGAUAGCGAUGAUGGUGAAAACAGAAAUGGUGAAAAUAUUAAAUUUAUAAUUUCAAAUUUAUGGAUGACAAAUGAAGGCGCUGAACAUCUUAACGAUAUUAAAUUUGCCCAAUUGAACAAUGAAACUAGCAUUGAAAAUAAUAUGAAAUAUCUUGUCACUGUUGGUAAAGGCCAUAAAAUAAGUGUCGAUAUUAAAGUGGUUAUGUAA